GUUACACGUCGAGCGCGGGAAAAUCAAAAGCUUGGCCCUUUUCGCUUGGGAAUUAAAGAUUUUUCUGAUUCGGACACGAUGGAGGAGGAACGGACGCCGGUGAUUUUGAAGCUGAACAAGAACCUGACCUUGCAGCCCGUCCACGAGGGCUACUCGUACCGGCAACACCACGAGGACAGGCGCAAGUCGCAGUGGCGCACCUUCAUGUGCUCCAACUACGCAAAGUCCGGGUGCAGGGCGAAGGUGAAGACCAACUGGGAGAAGACGUUCUACCUGGAGGAGCCGCGGCCGGUGCACACGUGCGGCGGGCCCGACGAGCAGAAGUACGAGGCGACCAACUUCGCCGGCGAACUGAAGCAGGUGGCCGCCGAGACGGGCGAGAAGCCGCACGCCCUGCUCGGCAAGCACCUGAUGACCGUGCCCGACGAGGUCGCCGCCAAACUGCCCAACCUGAGCAGCCUCAAGAGGACCCUGCGCAGGGCCAAGCAGAAGAGCCGGCAGAAGCAGCAGGCCCUGCAGCAGGACCCAAACAUGGUUGUCGAAACCGUCUACUUAAAUGCUCACCCGCCGAUAAUGGACGUAACAAUCGGAAUGAUGGACACGACCAACACCAUAUUUUUCAUGUGCGACAUUCAGGAAAAGUUCAAAAACGCCAUGCUGCACUUUGACGAAAUCGUCGGCUCGGCCAGCAAAUUGGUUCGGGCGGCGCAAAUAUUGCUGGUUCCGCUGGUGGUGACCGAGCAGUACCCUCAGGGUCUGGGCAAAACCGUGCCCGAGAUUGACAUUUCCAAGGCCAAGGUGGUCAGCGCCAAGACGCGCUUCAGCAUGUUGACCCCGCAGGUGGACAAAGUGCUCGACGAGUUUUCAGACAGGAUCAAGGUCGUUGUUCUCUUCGGAAUCGAGGCGCACGUGUGUGUGGAACAAACGGCCCUGGAACUGCUGCACAGAGGCUACGGCGUCCACAUCGUGGCCGAUGCCACCACCUCCAGGACGCACGAGGACAGACUCCUUGCUUUUGAAAGACUGCGCCAAGUGGGCUGUUUCAUUUCAACAAGAGAAGCAGUAAUUUUCAAGCUUUUGGGUGACAAAGAAACGCCGAAAUUCAACGAAGUCAGAAUUCUGUUUGCAAAUACAAUGACCCCGACCGGAUUGGUUCCAAAACUUUAAAUAUAAUAGAAACUUUAGA
Messenger RNA from Neocloeon triangulifer, 1186 nucleotides. RefSeq names its product isochorismatase domain-containing protein 2-like. The transcript has 6 exons. The coding region runs from base 79 to 1167 and encodes 362 amino acids. Lineage: Eukaryota; Metazoa; Arthropoda; Insecta; Ephemeroptera; Baetidae. Gene Ontology annotation, cellular component: cytoplasm. The record is from RefSeq and is a predicted model, not a curated record.